UUAUGGAUGCACUCAGGCGUUAGCUAAACAACCCGGGGUUUAAUGUCUUUAAAGAGUGUUUUCUAAUGUGAGGAGGGUCUCUGUGUGGAACAUGUCGAAAGGAGACUCUCUGAGGGGGUUCGUGACCGACAGGCUCGCCGCUGCUUCCCGCGAGAUCUCCGCGGUGGUCGACAGAAUCGUAGCCGAAUAUGAGGAGGAGGCGUCGGGCUUCAGACUGGAGAUCGACCGGCAGAGGAAGCAGCUGGAGGUCCUCCUGCAGACCCGGGUCUCUCCGCAGCCGCCCCGGGUCUCUAAGCCGCCCCGGGUCUCUCCGCCGCCCCGGGUCUCUCCGCAGCCGCCCCGGGUCUCUCCGCCGCCCCGGGUCUCUCCGCAGCCGCCCCGGGUCUCUCCGCAGCCGCCCCGGGUCUCUCCACCGCCCCGGGUCUCUCCGCCGCCCCGGGUCUCUCUGCACAAAGCAGAUGUGAAGCGCAGCAGGAGAACCGGGUCUGAUGAAGAAGACUGGACUUCUCAAAGUCCAUCAGGGUCCGGUUCUGUCAGAGGUCAGUCUAACAAGAGGGGGCCCAGCAGACCCCAGAACCAUGUAGACCUGAGGAUCCGGAUCUUGGAGGACCCCAAGACCCAUGUGCUCUCAAACAGUGCUCUGAAGAAGUGUCCUCUGCUGAAGCUGACGUGUCCUCGAGGUCUGAAGGAGGAGGACCUGGUGGACCUGCUGAGGUCCAGUUUCCCUCAGCUGAGUGGAGAAGACAAACGUUUUGACAUCUUGACCUGUGAUAAGAGGAGACGACUGAAGAGAGUGACGUCAGAACAGAUGGACGGACACUCGAGCUGCACAGAGUCCAAGACACUGCCGCUCUUCAUCCGCCUCAAGACACAAAAUGAACCUCAGGACAACGAGGACAUCUGUCCUCUCCAAGAAAACAGAGACUCUGAAGACGCUGUGUUGACGUGUGAUAAAACCAGCGGCGCUGGUCAGGAGGUCGACGCCAGCGGAGCGGAGGCGUCGUGCAGCUCGAUGUCGCACCAACAAGACGUGGACACAGAGCACGCCAACGAUGACGGUCGAGAGUUCAUCCCAGAACUCUACGAGGACUUUGGAGCGUGCUCAGCUGAAAACAGUAAAGAGGAAGAGAGCGAGGAACAAAGAGCGCCCGGUGACAGCGGCGAGGAGGAGUGGAAACCAGACGAGGGCGAGGAGGAGGUGAAAGAGAGCGACGCUGAGCUGCAGCCGAAGACGACCAAGAAACAAAGAGUGCGACGCUUCAAGGCGACGGAGAAACAGCGCACGUGUAAAGUGUGCAGCGUUUUGCAGAAAUCAGAAGCGGCGCUCGUCAAACAUGCCUGGAGUCACGUGGACGAUCCGAGGAGUCUCUGUGGCGUUUGUGGAGAACGUUUCCCGUCUGAGGCGGCGCUGAACGAACACCUUCUGACUCGCCACAAAACAGCGGACUGCCACGUCUGCGGCGAGUCGUUUUUAAGCGUCCUCGGCCUGAAUGAGCACGUGGCGGUGCACUCGGGGGAGAAAACGUACGAGUGUGACGUCUGCCCCGAGACGUUCGCGUUGAAGGCGACGCUCGAGAAUCACAAGAAACGCCACGAAGCCAGAAAGACGCAUAAAUGUCACACGUGUAAUAAAGUGUUCGAGGCGAGGUCGCAGCUGAACGCUCACCGCGUCACGCACACUCAUCUCUGCGGCGUGUGCGGGAAGUCGCUCAGUGACUACAGGUCGUUAUCACGCCAUAAGAUGACGCACACCGGGGAGAGGCCGCACAGCUGUGAGACAUGUGGGCGGAGCUUCAAACUGGCGGGGACGCUGAGACAACACGAGAAGAUCCACACGGAGAGAGAGCGAGCGUUCCUCUGUGACGUCUGCUGUAAGAUGUUCCUGAGCAGCAAACAGCUGACGCUCCACAUGAGGACGCACACCAACGAGAAACCCUUCCACUGCGCAGAGUGCGGGAAGGGCUUCACCACCAAGGGGCCUCUGACAGUCCACAUGAGGGUCCACACGGGGGAGACACCGUACCGCUGCCCCGACUGCGGUUGGUCCUUCAAACGUAAAGUUCACCUGGAUAACCACGUGACGGUGCACUCCGACCUCAAACCGUUCGUUUGUGGGAUCUGCGGGAAGGCGUGCGCUCGCAAAGUCUACCUGAAGGUCCACAUGAGGACGCACAACGGGGAGAGACCGUACAAGUGCACCCUGUGUGAGAAAGCCUUCACGCAGAGUCACUGUCUGAAGAGUCACCUGAAGAGUCACCUGACCCAGGAAGCUGUGACCUCCUGACCCGGGCGCCGUUUGAGGAUCAGAUCUGUGAAGGUCGGAUUGUUCUACUCCACUUAAAGUCUUAAAAUGUAGAAAUCCAGUCUAUCCUCUGUAAAUAACUCUGUGAGUCAUGACUGUCUACAAUGGGUGUAACACCCGAGUCCCAC
Labrus bergylta (ballan wrasse) is the source of this 2430-nucleotide messenger RNA. The record is from RefSeq and is a predicted model, not a curated record. NCBI's taxonomy places the organism in Eukaryota, Metazoa, Chordata, Actinopteri, Labriformes, Labridae.